AUGCUAUUACACUCGACUGCAUCACAACAUAGUUUCACUAUCAACCAUAAUGGAAACAACGAACGAAGAAUAGAAACUCCUAAUGACAAAUCCUUAGGCGAAACCGAUCUUAAAGAAGACAUCAACGGUUCGGAUUGGAAUAAGAUAAUGCCAACAGCAAAAUCUCCGUCGAAUGAAGAAAUAGAAACGAAUGCAACGGAUAUUGAACAUGUGAUGGAUGCUACUACUCCUUCCAUCAGCAUCAACAACAGCAAGGUUUGCUUAUUAGAACCACUAUCCGAUGAAUGUCUGAAAACUCCCAACAUUUUUCAGAAGAUUUCUUAUGAAAUUUCAGAUCACAACGAAGAUGAUGGUGGUGAUGAUGAUGAUGAAUGUGAUAUACCCGAGCUCGUUGAGGAAGACGAUUCUAUUCUGGCGAGUAUACGAUUGGAUAUCUUGCAUCCAGAACCAGCAUCCGUUUCCGCAGUAUCCGAAGUGCCAACAUCCAUCUCAUCCGCAACUUCACCGCAAACUCUGUUUGCCACACAGCAGCCCUUUGGCACUUCAAGACCGACCAACUCCAUUCUCAAGACAUCGAUCACCACUUCUGGUUUCAAGAACAAGAAGAAUAAUGGUCCUACACCACGUCGGAUCCGUGGCAUGUGGGAUGUCAACAUUAUUAUCAGUGGUGACAGCGAAAGUGACACAGCUGACAAUAAAACUAUGAAAAAGAAGAAGACUCCCAAUGUUUUCUCACAACUCCGAGAUGAAACCAUUAUUCAUUGUCUUUCCUUUCUUGCGGGAGAGCCCAUUGAUUUGCUGGCGGUAUCGCAAGUGGGUAGAAGAUUUCAUUCGUUGGUCACCACUUCCUUGUCCCUUUGGAGGACAGUGGAUGCUACUAACUUUGUUCAUCAGCAAUUCAACCAACACUCCAACAGCGGCGAGGCAACUACCAAGACCUUGGCGAAACUACUACUCAAGUACCCUCCAGAGACCUUGAUUAUCCGAGACAUUGGCGACAAACUACACGCUGAUGAAUCAUUCUUGCCUCCAGCUGGAAGGUUGAAGAAUCUGACCUUGACCCACUUUGAAGAUUUGACGGAUACUCACGUGCACGUAUUGUUGCUGCUUUUGGCCCUACCUGUCAAGCAAUAUCAGAAGAAGAAACUCGUGCAAGCAUCCUCCUCCUCCUUGCAACAGUUAUCUUUGGAGUACUGUCCUAAGUUGACCAACGCAACCGUUCGGUCCAUCGCUUCGUCGCCAAGCUGUGUCGAGCUGCAAUCGCUAUCAAUCAGAGGAAAUUCUGGCAUUUCUGAUCUUUUACCAAUCGCUAAGCUACUGCAAAUCAAGCCAGGGACAACGGUUCCUACCUUGCGUCCCAGAAAGCCAAGUUUACCGAAUCCGCUAGCAAGCCUCUUUGGCGGUCCACCAGCACCGUCAACACCUAAACCUCCAAGACAUUCUCCUCCGGCAGGAUUAAACUCUUUGUUUGCGCCACCGCCACCGAAACCUGGCCCUCCGGCAGGAUUGAACUCUUUGUUUGCACCACCGCCACCAAAACCUGCCCCUUCAGCAGCAGGAUUGAACUCUUUGUUUGCACCACCGCCACCGAAGCUACCAGUGUCAACAAUGGAACUACAUAAGACUGCAGCACACUCUGUCACUGCAUCGCCACCAAGAACUAGUGCUCUUCAUUCCUUGUUUGCACCGCCGGGAAGUUCCCCACAACGCAAUCAAAGUCUCACCACAACACCUACAGCUACAACAAAUACAAAUACAAUGUCUCUACCAAAAACUACAAUUAUCAAAAGAGGCAUCUCCAACAGUACGAGCCAUGCAACAAUUCCAAGCUUGGGCCGCAACACAAGCAAAUCUUCCACCAGGGCCUUGUGUACCAUCGAUAUUCGAUCGACUGGCAUUAAACCGCAAUCAUGGUUGCAAUGCUGCCAAGAGACCACCACCUCGUCUUCCUGUAAGCUUUGGCUCCAAUCCUUUGCCAUGGAUGGGGAUAGUUGGACGGACCAACUAUUGAAAGACUGGGCCGAUCUCGUCUCCCUUCGUGACUUGAAAGUGCUAAAUCUCGCAACAGCGAUAGCCAAUGGUGGUGUUGGUAAUGGGGGUAUUACCGACACCAAGGUUCUGGAAGGAGCGACAUGGCUACAGUCACUCAAUUUGAAUGGCCAUAAUGUCAGUGACACGACGACCACGACGAUUGAUCAAAGCAACAAAUAA
This is a messenger RNA of Cylindrotheca closterium, 2211 nucleotides long. Lineage: Eukaryota; Bacillariophyta; Bacillariophyceae; Bacillariales; Bacillariaceae. The record is from the annotation of a GenBank genome assembly.